AUGAGAGUUUUACUCUUAUCCAUACUUCUCAUCGCAUGCAUAUGCGCCAAGAAGGACAAUGUUAAUGUUAGCAAUGAGACGCUUCUGGAGAACCUAAAUGUCGGGAGAAUCGUACAAAUCUACCAACAGUUCAAAGGUAUGGCCAAAAAAAUCAUCACGACAAUCGAACCAACUGUCGAGAAAAGAAAGAAAUUAAUAAAAACCUUCGAAAAUGUUACCGCCACGCUUUCCAAAAAAUCUUCAAAUCUAACUCUCGAUCAGAUAAAGGCGAACAUGACUGGCCUAUUCCUCUUUCAAGGAGACAUCACACUCACCAAGUCGCAAGCUGAUGACAUCCAGAAAGACAUUGAAGCCCAGUACAAAAAAUUGACGGAAGGGAAGAGUGGUCGCACGAAGCGCUUUGCGUACAGAGGCUCGAAAUAUCCUAAAAAUAGGUGGAAUAGAGGAGUACAUUACUACUUCCACAACAGCACUACAAAACCGCAGCAGGAAGCCUUCAGAAGGGCAGUCAAAGCUUGGAGCAAUAACACAUGCGUCGACUUCUUCGAGGACGACAAAGCAAAGAAUCGAGUGGUGGUAGCACGAAGCUACUUUUGCUCCUCAUUUGUCGGCAAAAUAGGAGGAGAGCAAGCAAUCUAUCAAGCUCCUUACUGCGAUCACUUCCGAGGUGCUGCUCACGCGCUCGGCCACGUUCUGGGGCUCCUUCAUCCGAUGAGCAGAGAGGACCGUGAUAAACACAUAACAGUGAAAGGAGAAAACAUUUUGCCGCCCAUAAUCUUCCAAUUCCUGAAACAAACAAACAAGACGAACAACGACUAUGGAUUAGGUUACGAUCUAGGAAGCAUCAUGCAUAGUAGUCUUCAAAGUGGUGCCGUGAAGAACACUACAGUAACGCUUGACCCCGUGGACAAAAAUUUCAUGAAGACCGCACCGUCGGAGACGAUAUCGUUUAAUGAUCUACGUGCUGUCAAUAUUCACUACCAAUGCGAAGAACGAUGCAAAAAUGUUACUCCUCCACCAAAGUGUCAAAACGGAGGAUACCAACAUCCUCGUGACUGUGGCAAAUGUCUCUGUCCUAGCGGUUUUGCAGGAACACUCUGCAAUGAAAGACCUCGUGGAUGUGGGAAUGAAAGGAAUGCGACUGAGGAAUGGCAACCGCUAAUCGAUGAGCUGAAAAAUAAUAAACCAGACCCCCUGGAUGGAUACUCACGCUGCAACUACUGGAUUCGGUCCCCUGAUAAGACGAAAAUCGAGAUUGAAAUCAUUAGCUUUGACAACAAAUCCAAAACCAAAGCAGUCUUUUGCAAUGAAGCUGGAGUGGAAAUUAAGACGAACAAGGACCCAGCACUUACUGGAUACAGGUUCUGCUCCAAAGAGGACGUACGCACCCUCAAAUCCUCCUCCAAUCUUGUACCUGUCAUCACUUAUAACAGACUCGCUGAUGAAAGUAGAGUCGCCUUGAAAUAUCGUUACGUGAAAGCUUAA
This is a messenger RNA of Necator americanus (New World hookworm), 1485 nucleotides long. RefSeq lists its product as uncharacterized. The transcript is spliced from 13 exons. The record is from RefSeq and is a predicted model, not a curated record. The coding region runs from base 1 to 1485 and encodes 494 amino acids. Gene Ontology annotation, molecular function: zinc ion binding; metalloendopeptidase activity. Gene Ontology annotation, biological process: proteolysis; molting cycle, collagen and cuticulin-based cuticle. NCBI's taxonomy places the organism in Eukaryota, Metazoa, Nematoda, Chromadorea, Rhabditida, Ancylostomatidae.